Messenger RNA from Anthonomus grandis grandis, 3348 nucleotides. It is a transcript of the gene Np, whose product is annotated as serine proteinase stubble. The record is from RefSeq and is a predicted model, not a curated record. The transcript has 11 exons. Gene Ontology annotation, molecular function: serine-type endopeptidase activity. NCBI's taxonomy places the organism in Eukaryota, Metazoa, Arthropoda, Insecta, Coleoptera, Curculionidae. Bases 424 to 3030 code for a protein of 868 amino acids. Gene Ontology annotation, biological process: acrosome reaction; proteolysis.
CGAAGUGGAUCGCGAACUCGCCGAUGAAGAAGAAGGUCUAACGGUACUGCCCCCUUCCCCCGGUUCUGCCCCGGCUGUUUGUUGGUUGCUCACCUGGUGCACUCUUCGUCGUCGACAAGGCUGCCGAGCCGUUGACCCCCUACAAGCGAGAGAGCCUACGAAGAUGAUAAUGAUCGUGAUGUUGAUUAGUUGAGCACUCACUGUUCCUCUACUCCUGAACUUGUGCGCAUAGGAGUACUAUCAACUCCUCCUUAAGGUCCUUCGCAAGGUCUUUCGCUCCUGUUUAUUUUUUUUUGCGCGGGUCGUCUUAUAGUGUACCGGUUCGGUGGUCGAUGUAGUCGGAUAUGUUCUUGAGUGUGUAGGGUUUAAGGGAGGUUUUAGACUUUUUAGUGUUUUUUUUUGGUAAUUAUUUAGUAUUUUAAGAUGUUGCCAGCUACCCUAGUAACCUUAGCGACCUUUUUGCUGGAUUUAUCAUCAGCGUCUCCAGUAUACAACAUGCAACCAGCAUUUAUUACAACUAAUAUUGGCUCAACAAGCGGCAGAAACAUUCGCAACCUCCCAUGCAUUUCAAGAAAAAACAGCGGCCUUAGCGGAGUCUGUAUGUUUGCCAUAGAUUGUCUUAAAGCCAAUGGCACCCAUCUAGGUACCUGUAUAGACCGCUUCUACUUUGGAUCCUGCUGCCACAUAGAGCCCAUUAAAGAUCACAGCGUCGAAACGAAUAUCAUCUUGGAUACGAGGGAACCACCUGAGAGGGUACAAAAUACUACUCAUAAAGUAUCUACUAGCACUCUAGCUAGUACUAGCACUAGUCAGGUCCUGAUUAUAAAUCGGCUUAAUCAAACCAGCACAAUGUUGUCUACAUCUACAAGCACAUCAGUACCAAGUAUUGCAAUAUCGUUUGGAGAUAGAUUAACUACUAUAGAGACCACCACCUCACCGCCAAAACUACAGACCUUUCAAGUAGUUAAUAGUGAAACUACUACGAGUAUGCCUUUAAGGACUUCAACGAAACCAUCCAGUACCAUUACAAAGCCACAACCAGCCAUUACAGCGCCAUCGAAACCUGAAAAACCAGUACUAAGCUCGAGUACAACUAAGCCAAGUACAACAUCAAAUAAAUCAAGUGCAACAAAACCAAGUACAAUAAAACCAAGCACAACAAAACCUAGUACAAGGAAGCCUAGUACAACGAAGCCCAGUGCCAUUAAGCCUAGUACUGGAAAACCUAGCUUAAAACCUACAAAGCCUAGUCAGAAGCCUAUAAAGGUAGUCACUACUACGAAGAAGCCUUUGGUUACGACUACCACUAGUAAAAAGACGGUUGCGACUACAAAGCCUACUAGGAGAGGCACCAGGCCUACUAGUUCGACUGCAAAAACCACAACAACUAAAUCCCCUGUAAGAACAACAACAAAGCCAACCAUAACGAAAAAACCUGCUUCAACAAAGAAACCCACUCUAUCAACAACGAAAAUCACAACGACAUCACCUACAACUAAAGCUACAACUACCUUUACUACCACCACUAUGGUAUAUCCGUCAAGUUCUACCAUAACAGUAGCAGACGAGCCGGUGAUUAAGAAAAAUAUAUCUCAAAUAUGGCAGAGUGAAACUGCGAAUCCUGCAGUAAAUGAAGUCGUUGUUGAGAGCAGCAGUGUAUCACUUGGAUCUACAAUUGAAUCCGCUACAAGCCAAAUGAUGCCAGAUGUUCCAGUACAAACAGAAUCACCUUUACAAGCCUCUACAAUUUUCAGUACAUCUAGUACUAGUACAAAAGCACCUCCAAGUAGUACAAUAGUGACGUCACCUAGUAUUGACGUGCCCACAGAUGUACCAAUAGUUCCUCCAAGUUUUGUAACAUGGACUGUUGAGGAUACCAAGAAUCACACUGUGGAAAACAAUGAAACAGUAGCAGUAAAUAUUACAGAAGAAUGGGUUCCAAUAACCACACCAGACGGUUGGGUUCUUCUGCCGAUUGUGACCUCGUCAACCAGUACUCCACUAACCAGUAACCCAAGUCAAAAUGACACAUCAACGUCAAGUUCCUCAAUUUUAGAUCCUUUAUCAACAUCUACUAUAUUUUAUGUCACAACUACUAUAGCCCCAGAAACAUCUACCUUAGCAUCAGAAGUAACUUCCAUAAUUAACAUGACAUCGACAACAGAGUCAGCUACGAUAAUAGAAAAUUUCACUCUUUCUAAUGAACCCAGCACAUCUACUGAAGAAAUUACUCCGAAACCAGUCAAUAUGAGCGACUACACUGAUGUAUGCGGAAGACGAAUGUGGCCGGAAGCUCGGAUUGUUGGAGGUGAAAAAUCGGCGUUCGGCAGAUGGCCCUGGCAAAUCUCCUUAAGACAAUGGAGGACCUCCACGUAUCUUCAUAAGUGUGGUGCUGCGUUGCUAAACGAGAACUGGGCCAUUACUGCUGCGCAUUGCGUGGAAAAUGUUCCUCCAAGCAACCUUCUCUUACGCCUGGGAGAACACGACCUCUCCACCGAAGGCGAACCUUACCUCCACGAGGAAAGAAGAGUACAAAUCGUAGCAUCGCAUCCACAAUUUGAUUCAAGGACAUUCGAAUAUGAUUUGGCUCUUCUCAGGUUCUACGAACCAGUCCAAUUCCAGCCCAAUAUAAUUCCAGUUUGCGUGCCCAAAACUGAUGAGAAUUUUGUGGGCAGGACUGCCUAUGUUACUGGAUGGGGAAGACUGUAUGAAGAUGGUCCCCUACCAAGCAUUCUUCAGGAAGUCUCGGUGCCUGUUAUCAAUAAUUCAGUAUGCGAAUCGAUGUACAGGAAUGCUGGCUACAUAGAGCACAUACCUCACAUUUUCAUUUGUGCCGGAUGGAGAAAGGGCGGUUUUGACUCUUGUGAAGGGGACUCUGGAGGGCCCAUGGUAAUCCAGAGGGAAGACAAAAGAUUUAUGCUGGCUGGAGUAAUUUCCUGGGGAAUAGGAUGUGCAGAACCAAAUCAACCAGGGGUCUAUACUAGGAUAAGCGAAUUUAGGGAGUGGAUCAAUCAAAUUUUGCAAUUUUAGCUUGGGGAGACCAUCUGACGAGUGUAAAAUAUAAUGUGAUAAUUUUAUGUUUUUUUUUAGUUGUAUAAAAAGACUUUUGUAAAUAUAAUUUAUAUUAUAUUUUUUAUUUUAAAUAUAUUAAGGUAUAUAAUUUAUAUCAGUUAUUGUUAUAUAGUUCCCUUGUUGACGUUUCUGUUGUAUAAUAAUUUAUUUUUCUAUUUAAGUUAAGUUAGUAUUUAUAAGAUAAGUACUCUGUGUUUUUUUUGUUGUAAAUAAUUUUAUAAAAAAUGGUGCCUGUAAUAUUUUUUUAUGAAAAAAAUAUUAAAAAAAUAUCCUUUG